Molecule: messenger RNA, 1677 nt
Organism: Lineus longissimus
Lineage: Eukaryota; Metazoa; Nemertea; Pilidiophora; Heteronemertea; Lineidae
Exons: 11
Coding region: 1-1530 (509 amino acids)
Source: RefSeq, a predicted model, not a curated record
AUGCCUUUCGGGCCAAGUUUCAAUGAGUUCCAUUUACUGACGAUUUGCUGCUACUUUGGAUUUUUGAUAAGUUUUGCCAGUGGAAAACAAACUCUCGGGAGCACUUGCGAGAUUGAUGAAGACUGUGGCAUUCCUUUCGAAACGUGUGACCCGGAAUCGGACACCUGCGUCUGCCGAACAGAUUAUGCAGCAAUAAAUGGCUACUGCAAACCAGCCUCACUUGUACGGUUAAAACGAAAUGUGAUGAAUUAUGGUCAGAACUGCACAGUGGAUGGCGACUGUGGAACAAACGAGUUGUGCGACAGCGGCGGCACUGGAUUGUGCUCUUGUAAUGACAGGUACUGGAGUAGUACUGGGAGUCCAUCUGUCACCGGAUGUGACGUAUAUGUCUCACAUGGGUUAGAUUGUACUGGUCCGUCAAAUUGCACCGGUCCGAAUGAAGAUUGCAAAAAUACACUGUGCUCAUGUAUCAGCGGUUAUACCAGCAGCCAACAGACACUCAACAUCACAGGAUGUGAUACGUUUACAUUUGGCAGUUCUUGCAUUUCCGAUUCGGACUGCAUGACGGGUCGAGAGACCUGCGACGUAGCUGGUGAUUCCACUUGUAUCUGUGCUUCCGGUUGGGCCCGGAGUGCUUCUAACACAAACUGUGAUACAUUUUAUGGUGUGUCUAUGACAAUAGCCGGUAUCAAUUUUACUGAAUUUCAAGCCAUCGAAAGCACAUUUGCAUCUGCUGUUGCAAAUGCUACCAAUAACUAUUGUUCAUCAAACACUACUACUGUGGCAGAGUGCUGUAACAUACAGACUUCUUAUGUACCAUCAGGUGUGCUUCAAAUCACCAAUGCCUCUCUUAUCUCCUUCAACGCAUCUUACGACACGGCGCUAAAUAUCGAUCUCGUCCUACAGACACCGGAUGACAACGAACUGUGCGCGGCCGCCGCAUUACAUGCCAGGAGGAGAAAGCGAUUUGUCAUUAUAGGUGCGGGGUUCGGGUCGCUCAAUCCAAGCCUGUCACUGGUUCUGUUGACAGCGCCUUCGGGAAUCACAACGAUUACUCAAGAAAUUACCCAAGCCGUGCAAACGACUUUCGGAUACACACCGACUGUCUCAUUUACUGUAGUGAUAGUUGCCGUUCCAACCGCUGCACCCGCAACCACGAACAAUCCGGGGACUGCCAUCACUCAGCCCCACGUCGCCCCAACUCUUCCAUCCGCGUCAGUCACCACCAGCUGGGUCUUCAUAUUGGUUGUUACCAUUGGAUCCAUUGUCGUCUUGGGCCUCAUCAUCGUCGUCAUCGUCAGCUGCGUCAGGACGCCAAGGCCCCAUCGAUCGUCCAGAAUCUCGCACAUAGACCCAUCUGAAUAUGAAGGUCAUCGCCCGCGGAGUAUUGUUGUGGUAGAGCGGGUCGGGGAACGACGGGACAAUCACCCUAACUUGAUAUCCUCUGGUGGUUCACAGCAAGGCGUAUUGUCGUACCACCAGCAGAUGGCUUACCCAACGGACGUUGGCUUACCAACAGUCCAAGCCUAGAAAGACACAUUGGAAAAUUAUGAAAAAGCCAGGUAGUCCAAUUCCGUUUGUUCUUCUUCACAGGCCGAGCAGAACUCGAAUCCGCCACUCGGAGAGCGCAUCCUCGACGAGUUCGCGGAAUAGCAGCUGCCGUAGUCGUCACCCGUC